GUCAUUUCCAGCCAUGGAACGUGAUAUACAAUAUAAUCAUUGUCUGGCAACACUGAAUUCAGAAAAAGAACUUUUGUUUUUCCCAAUAAAACAUUUUCUUUAUUAUUGGGAUUUGGGAAAUUUGAUCGAUUGAUUUAUAUUACAAGCUCAUUAGGUGGUCAUCGAAUGAAAAAAAAAGUAUAGUACUUUCAACAGGUAUAUUUUUCUACCAUUUCUUGGUAAACGAAAUAAAAUUGUGGCCUAAAUUUCUAAAACCAUCACAAUGUCUGAAAAGAAAUUUACAUAUGCACAAGUUAGGGAACAUAAUGAAGCAGCAGACCUAUGGCUGAUAAUCGAUGAGAAAGUCUAUGAUGUCACAAAAUUCUUGAAUGAGCAUCCUGGCGGUGAAGAAGUUCUAAUUGAUGCUGGUGGUAAAGAUGCCACAAAGGAAUUUAAUGAUGUCGGUCACAGUGAAGCCGCAAUAGAACAACUGGAAACGUACUUGGUUGGUGAAAUAGUGGAUUCAGAGAAGAAAUCGAAAUCAAGCAGUAAAAAGAAUGUCAUUUUGGGAGCUUCAUCCUCUGCGGCAAUAGCACUAGGAGCAUAUAUCAUCUACAAAGGCUACAAAUAUUUUAAGUCUACUUAAACACAAGCAUUAUCUCAGAAGGGCGAAUCCAAUAAAAAAUAUUCCAUAGUUCAUCAAGAGUAAUAAUUUUGUGUAUUAGAAUGAUCAGAAAUAUUUGAAAUAAAUUCGUUGUAAUUUAACAA
Sitodiplosis mosellana (orange wheat blossom midge) is the source of this 747-nucleotide messenger RNA. RefSeq names its product cytochrome b5-like. Gene Ontology annotation, molecular function: heme binding. NCBI's taxonomy places the organism in Eukaryota, Metazoa, Arthropoda, Insecta, Diptera, Cecidomyiidae. The transcript is spliced from 6 exons. Bases 263 to 625 code for a protein of 120 amino acids. Gene Ontology annotation, cellular component: intracellular membrane-bounded organelle; membrane. The record is from RefSeq and is a predicted model, not a curated record.